This is a messenger RNA of Oryctolagus cuniculus (rabbit), 3933 nucleotides long. RefSeq names its product kinesin family member 18B (gene KIF18B). Gene Ontology annotation, biological process: microtubule-based movement. Gene Ontology annotation, molecular function: microtubule motor activity; ATP binding; microtubule binding. The record is from RefSeq and is a predicted model, not a curated record. NCBI's taxonomy places the organism in Eukaryota, Metazoa, Chordata, Mammalia, Lagomorpha, Leporidae.
CGGCCCCGGGGUGGACGCCGCGCGGCCCGCCGUCGUCCGAAGGGCCACCAGCCAGGAGGCUCCUGACAACUGCCCAAGCCAAGCAGAUGGCAUCGCGUCAAGGCUGUCCCUGAAGUUCACUCUUGGGACGGUCCCGGGGAGGGAGGAGGCGCCGGACAGCGGCUGAGAAUCCUCCCUUGGGUGAGAGGACGCCAACUCAGCCCACGGAAACAGCGUUAAAGUCCUGAUGGACGUCUGGUUGACGUAACUGACGAUGAGCGCCCAGCGCCAGGGAGCACCGAGACGGUGCUCUGAACUGGUUUCUGCCUGCUGCCAGGCGGGUACGUCCGGCUUUGCCAGAGCCGGCAAGCAGGAGGAGACAGUGCGCGUGCGCACCUCGGGCGCCUUUGUAAUUUAGGAAACAGCCAAUCAGCGGUCCGGGUGGGAACCAAUGGGAGGCGCGGAUGGGCUGGUCCGGCUAAUUUGAAAGCUCGCGGAGGUUGGCGCGGGCGGAGAUCCGGUGUGGGGCGCGCUCUCCGGUGGGAGAGGGCUCCCGUCUGCGCCGUGAGACCCGCGAGCGAGUGUCGACACCGGCGGCGGGGAACCGACGAAAGGUGUUCCUGGGAAGAUGGCGGUGGAGGACAGCACGGUGCAGGUGGUGGUCCGAGUGAGGCCCCCCAACCCUCGGGAGUUGGAGAGUCAACGGCGCCCGGUGGUUCAGGUGGUGGACGAACGGGUGCUGGUGUUUGAUCCUGAGGAGCCCGAGGUGGGGUUCCCAGGCCUGAAAUUAAGCAGCACCCAUGACGGCCCCAAGAAGAAGGGCAAAGACCUGACAUUUGUCUUUGACCGCAUCUUUGGUGAGGGGGCCACCCAGCAGGACGUGUUCCAGCACACCACCCACAGCAUCCUGGACAGCUUCCUCCAGGGCUACAACUGCUCAGUGUUUGCCUACGGGGCCACUGGGGCUGGGAAGACACAUACCAUGCUGGGAAAGGAGCGGGACCCCGGCAUCAUGUACCUGACCACCAUGGAGCUGUACCGACGGCUAGAGGCCCGCCAGGAAGAGAGGCAGUUUGAGGUGCUCAUCAGCUACCAGGAGGUGUACAAUGAGCAGAUCCACGACCUCCUGGAGCCCAAGGGGCCCCUCGCCAUUCGGGAGGACCCCGACAAGGGCGUGGUGGUCCCAGGACUUUCUUUCCACCAGCCAACCUCAGCCGAGCAGCUGCUGGAGAUGCUGACCAGGGGCAACCGUAACCGCACGCAGCACCCCACUGAUGCCAAUGCCACUUCCUCCCGCUCCCAUGCCAUCUUCCAGAUCUUUGUGAAGCAGCAGGACCGGGUUCCCGGACUGACCCAGGCCCUUCAGGUGGCCAAGAUGAGCCUGAUUGACCUGGCUGGCUCAGAGCGGGCGUCCAACACCUGUGCAAAGGGGGAGCGGCUACGGGAAGGUGCCAACAUCAACCGCUCCCUGCUGGCCCUCAUCAACGUCCUCAAUGCCCUGGCCGACGCAAAGGGCCGCAAGUCUCACGUGCCCUACCGGGACAGCAAGCUGACACGCCUGCUCAAGGACUCCAUCGGUGGCAACUGCCGCACAGUGAUGAUCGCUGCUGUCAGCCCCUCCAGCCUGGCCUACGAGGACACCUACAACACCCUCAAGUAUGCUGACCGCGCCAAGGAGAUUCGACUCACGCUGAAGAGCAAUGUGGUCAGCCUAGACUGUCACCUCAGCCAGUACGCCACCAUCUGCCAGAAGCUCCAGGCCGAGGUGGCCGCUCUGAGAAAGAAGCUCCAAGUGUAUGAGGCGGGAGCCCGGGCCUCACAACAUUCCCUCCCAGCAUCCUCUGCACCCGGCACACCACAGCACUCCCCCGUGCCCCCCCACUCCCCCAAGCAGUCCUGCCCCCAAGAGUUCCACAAGGGGUCUGCAGCCCUUCAAGAUGAGAGCCUGGAGACAGAAGCCCAGGAGGAGAGGGCGGGGGAAGGGCAGGAGCGGCCCUCAAAGGACAAGGACGAAGGCCCAGCCAAGGAGCUUCCAAGCCAGGUGCCAGAGCGGAGCUUCGGACACCCCCUACCGGAGUCCCCCAGCCUGAUCCUGCAGCCCAGGCCGGCCGUGGGCCACCUCUCACCACAGAAACCAGACAGAGGUGGUUCUCAGCGGUUGGCCCUGCAGGUGCUGCGCCUGGCCCAGCGGCAGUACUCCCUGCUCCAGGCAGCCAACCUUCUGACCCCUGACAUGAUCACUGAGUUUGAGAGGCUGCAGCGGCUGGUGCAGGAGGAAAAGACAGAGCCUGGGACCUACACUUCCAGGGCUCCCAGCCUGGACAGGGAGGUACCUCUGCCUCAGGCGCUGUGCUCAGAGUUAGAGUCUCCAGGAUAUUCUGGCCCUGUGACCCGGACCAUGGCAAGGCAAUGGGGCGGCCUCAUGCACACACUGGGGAUCCCAUCCAGGCCUGACUGCACCCCAACCCAAGCAUCCCGGGGACCCGCAGAGAAGAAGAAGAGGAGGAGACCAAGUCCCUCAGAGCCAGACAGUGCCCCAGCCCCAAAGCUGGAGACCAAGCGCCAGCGCCAGUCCUUUCUGCCCUGCCCUAGGAGGGGGUCUCUGCCUAAGGCCCAGCCUUCGUUCGGACCCAGCACCCCGAAAGAGCAAAGGGCCUCCUCCCCCUGCCAUUCCCCUCGCUUCUGCCCAGCCACGGUCAUCAAAAGCCGGGUGCCCUUGGGUCCUUCCGCCCUGCAGAACUGCUCCACCCCCUUGGCCCUACCUGCUCGGGACCUCAACGUCACCUUUGAUCUCUCUGAGGAGCCCUCCUCACAACUUGAUUUCCAUGAAUACACUGGCUGGGAAAAAGUCCCCCCAGAACUGAAGAGGCUGGACCAGCCAUUCAUUCCCAGUGCACCUGAGCUGCCGUUCCCCAUGAAGGGCCCCAAGCCCGUGUCCUCCCUCCCUGGGACCUCAGCCUGCAAGAAGAGGCGCACUGUGAGUUCCUCAGCCUCCCGGGGCCGCAGCCGCAUUGCCCGCCUCCCUAGCAGCACCUUGAAGAAGCCAGCUGGGCCCCUUGCAAUCCCAGAACCACCCUUGAGCCCCCGCUGCCCUGGCGACCAGAGGAGCCAAAAGGAACUCACUGGGUUUGGGGGAGUGCUGUCAGCCGGGAGCUGCAUCGCCAAGGUGUCCUGACCACCAGGCCGCCUUGACCCACCAGCUUCUCUAGACUGGACGGCCCUGCUUGUCCCUGGGGCCACCUGUACCAGAGCCCCGUCUGCCUUCUUCACCUGGAAGAAAUCGAUGCCCACGCCUUUCUUUCAUUAACAGCCCUCCCCGCCAAGCCCUUCCCGCUGCUGCUCACCCUGCAAUCCCUUGUCACACUCAGCUUCUCAGUGAGCACAUACUUGUUGGUGAGUGUUAAUGUGUUGCUAUUUUAAAGGGUGCUACCAUGCCCCCCUCCCCACCACCCCUCUCUGACGCCCUUGGUGCAGGCGGGUAGCUCUUUGAGUUUCUUCCUCCACCCCCAGCGUCGAACAGCACUCUGUACAGAGAUGGCCGCUUCACGGUGGCCAAAGGAUGAGCUUGCGCUGGGGGUGUGGUGAGGAGUCCCAGCCUGGCUGCUCUUGGUUUCUGAAAGAUGGGGUGACUUCCGCCCCACUCCCCCCAGCCUGGAGCAGGAGCCCCAGCCCCUGCUGCUGUCCUGGCCGUGAUGCAGCUCCUGAUGGUGCCUUGGUUCCCAGUCAGAGAUAGCUUUAUUGUUUCACUCAUUGUCAAAGGAAUCUACAUUCGGUGUAGAAAGAAAGCAAAAAGAAAAAGAAAAAGGAAGAAGUCAGCCUUGACUUAGACCUCGCUACAAAUGCUGUUAAUGCUCGGGUGUGUGUGUUCUGAGCUUGUACUUCAGCGCGUCUGUGUGCAUAUGCGUGCACAGGUGGAGUUUUUAUUAUAAUGACUAAUAAACCUUCUCCGUCCUC